AUGGAAGCUUGGAAACUUAUUGCAAAGAAGCUUGAACCUUUUCAGUACACGGUAUGAACCGAGUUCUCACCUCUUGCUAUAAAAUAUAACGCAAUAAAUUUAGGGCAAGGUUUCCCUGCUUUCAAAUGCCCUGACUUUGCGAAACAAGCUCUAAUUGAUGCAACAAACUCUGAUGAAAACCAAUACUCAAGAUCACAGGGCUACCUCCCUUUGUGCCAAGAAUUAGCUAGAUUUUAUAGCUCGAAAUAUAAUAGAGAGAUUAAUCCUCUGGCAGAAAUAGCAGUCACAAUCGGUGCUUCCGAAGGAAUCAUGUGUGCCCUCUUAGGCAUGGUUAACCCUGAAGAUGAAGUUGUUAUGAUAGAGCCUUGCUUUGACCUUUAUAUACCCCAAACAGCAAUAUUUGGAGGAAUUCCAGUUGGUGUGCUUUAA
This is a messenger RNA of Blepharisma stoltei, 429 nucleotides long. The record is from the annotation of a GenBank genome assembly. Lineage: Eukaryota; Ciliophora; Heterotrichea; Heterotrichida; Blepharismidae.